CAAACCACCCGGACACAUUUUGGAGACGGACCGAACGCAAGCCCAACGCUGGAGGGAGAUUUAAGAGGCGCGUGCAAGCACGAAGGCGGUUCCAAACUAUGUUAAUGGUCCCAGGACCUGCAUUUUAAAGUCCAGUUUUAGUUAUUUUAUUUAAGCAUCAUAAUGUCGUCGGACGGCGAUAUAAAGACAACGCCGAGAGGCUUUCAGUGUGUUCUGUGCAACGUCAACCUACCUAAUAUGUCCAGUGUGGAUCAGCACGUAAAGGGGCGGAAGCACCAGACUCUGAGUUCUGUUCGAACCACCAGGAAAACCCACGAGGAGCGCAGCGUGUUUGUCAGCGGCAUCAAGCCUGAAGUCUCUCAGUCUGACCUAACCGAGCACUUCCAGCAGUUCGGGCCGAUCGCUGAUGUCAUCAUGGAUAAAGAAAAGGGAGUGUUUGCCAUAGUGCAGUUUGCUGAGACUGAGAGCGCACACGCUGCUCUGACCUGUGUGGAGCAUCUGAUGAAAGGCCUGAAGCUCAGAGUUAAACCUCGAGAGAGGAAGGAGUUCAAGUUGAUUCCAAAGAAGAGGAACGAUGCUCAGAGCCUGGAACAAAUGUUUGAGCGUCUCAAACCCGAGCUGUGUCAGCUGCCGUCCGUGGACGCUCAGAUGCAGUACGUGGUGGAGCGGCUGCAGCUGGGAGAGAAUGAAAAGAAGGCUCGCGAGUUGCUGGUUCAACUCCUGCAGGAAAUCUUUGUUGAAUUUUUCCCAGACAGUGAGAUUUUGCCGUUUGGCUCUUCUGUCAACACUUUCGGAAUCCACUCCUGUGAUUUAGACCUUUUCCUGGACCUGGAGAACACAAAGACGUUCCAGGCCCGGGCCAAGUCCACCACAGAACAGGUUGGUGAGGGAGUGUCUGAUGACGGCCGUUCCGAGGACUCCAUCUUGUCAGAUAUCGAUCUGACCACAGCCUCCCCCGCCGAGGUGCUUGACCUUGUGGCGACCAUCCUGAAGCGCUGCGUCCCCAACGUGCACAAGGUGCAUGUGGUCGGCACCGCUCGCCUUCCUGUCGUCAAGUUCCAGCACCACAAGCUGAACCUGCAGGGGGACAUCACCAUCAACAACAGGCUGGGAGUGAGGAACACACGCUUCCUCCAGCUGUGUUCUGGGAUGGAGGAGCGCCUGAGGCCUCUGGUGUACACCAUCCGAUUCUGGGCCAGGCAGAAGAAGCUGGCUGGUAACCCCAGCGGCGCCGGCCCCCUCCUCAACAACUACGCUCUGACCCUGCUGGUCAUUUUUUACCUGCAGAACUGCGAGCCUCCUGUUCUCCCCACAGUGGAGCAGCUGAAAGACAUGGCCUGUGAGGAAGAGGAGUGUGUGAUUGAAGGCUGGAACUGCACCUUCCCCAGUCAACCCAUUGCUGUGCUUCCCAGCAAGAACACACAGGACCUCUCCUCCUUGCUGGCUGGUUUCUUCUCCUUCUAUGCAAAGUUUGAUUUUGCCAGCAAUGUCGUAUCCUUAAGGGAGGGGCGCGCACUUCCUGUUGUAGAUUUUCUUGGCAAAGGCAAAGAAGAGGAGGAAAACCCCCCCAAAGGCAGUCGCCAACACCCCAAAUUGGGCUCCAUGACUCUCCUGGAUCCUUUUGAGCUCUCCCACAACGUAGCCGGAAACCUGAACGAGCGCUCCCACCACAACUUCCAGAGGGAAUGCCAGGAGGCGGAGAAGUACUGCCGCAGCCUGCAGUACCAGCACAAGUCCGCCAAGGGCAAGUCAUGGGGGCUGGUGCGCUUGUUUACCCCUCAUGGGGAAGUCUCGCUCAACAAAGCAGAGCAGCUGAGCAUCAGCAUCCCUUUUAAAUCAACGUCGCUCCCUGAGGCGAUGCGCAGCGAGCUGCACACGGCGGGAGAGGAUUUUCGCCGUCUGUGGUUCCAGAAGGUUCUCUCUGCUGUGGAACAGGUGUUCAGAGCCGUUCUCCAGUGUCACCUCACGGUGUCCUCUGACGCUGCAGCAGGAGAGGAGGCAGCAGAAGGCCCGCCAGCUUCCAUGAACUCCUCAGGAAAUGACAGUUUUGAUGGCGUUCCACCUCAGACGGAACAAAGUCCUCAGGACGCGGUGGUGGUCGGAGCAAAGAGGUUGCUCUCUUCAGGCAGCGACACCUCAGUUUCGCCCCAAGGCAAAAAAGCCAGGCUGAUGAAAAGAGGAAAGCCGGAUGCGCCCCCGUGGAUCUGUACGCAGAAGUAUCCGGUGUGGGCCGGCAGGAGGAAAGUGAAGCGGGAAAUCCUGAAGGGCCCGGACUCCGGGGCCGAGGGCAGCUGUGCAGAGCUGGAGUCCAAGGUCACAGCCCACAUCCAGGAGAAAGAAGCCCAACUCAAGGAAGCCCUGGAGUUCAGAGUUCAGCCCCAGGUGGUGGGGGGGACAGAGAGCACAAAGGCGGUGCUCCGGCUGCAGCCUAGCAGCGACAAACCGGGAGCUUUCCACGACUUUUUUCACUUUCUGGAGGUUUUUGUACCCAAGAUGGUCGACACGUUGCUGGAAAAAGAAGCGCAGAACCAGAUGACUUGUGACUAAACUGAGCCACAACACAGAUGUUCCUCAGCAGAAAUCAGAGAUUUACUUUAGUUUGAAUGUUGGUUUGACGUCACAGUGUUACUGUUUUCAUUUAUACUGUAUUUUUGUAAUAAAAAGGGAAUUAUUGUUUAACGUUUCUGUUCAGAACGGCUCAAAAAGGCUGAAACUUUGAAAAUAAAAAACAUUUUUUGGCUGAAGGAGA
This is a messenger RNA of Oryzias latipes (Japanese medaka), 2749 nucleotides long. The record is from RefSeq and is a predicted model, not a curated record. NCBI's taxonomy places the organism in Eukaryota, Metazoa, Chordata, Actinopteri, Beloniformes, Adrianichthyidae.